Messenger RNA from Lizanozyma spartinae, 960 nucleotides. RefSeq names its product trifunctional aldehyde reductase/xylose reductase/glucose 1-dehydrogenase (NADP(+)) (gene GRE3). The coding region runs from base 1 to 960 and encodes 319 amino acids. Lineage: Eukaryota; Fungi; Ascomycota; Pichiomycetes; Serinales; Debaryomycetaceae. Gene Ontology annotation, molecular function: D-xylose reductase (NADPH) activity. The record is from RefSeq and is a predicted model, not a curated record. Gene Ontology annotation, cellular component: cytosol. The transcript has a single exon.
AUGACACGUACUAUUAAAUUGAAUUCUGGUUACGAUAUGCCCCUAGUGGGGUUCGGGUGUUGGAAGGUAACCAACGAUACAUGCGCUGAGACUGUUUACAACGCUAUAAAGACCGGUUAUCGGUUAUUUGAUUGUGCUCAAGAUUAUGGUAAUUGUAAGGAAAUUGGUCAAGGUUUAAAGAAGGCCUUUGAUGAAGGUGUUGUUAAAAGAGAGGAUCUUUUCAUUACUUCCAAGUUAUGGAAUAAUUAUCAUGAUCCCAAACAUGUUGAAGAAGCUUUAGAUAAGGUUCUCUCAGAUAUGCAAUUGAGUUAUUUGGAUUUAUUCCUUAUUCAUUUCCCUAUUGCCUUUAAGUAUGUUCCAAUUGAGGAGAAAUACCCUCCUGGAUUCUACUGUGGAGAUGGAGAUAAUUUCCAUUAUGAAAAGGUGCCUUUAUUGGAGACUUGGAAGGCAAUGGAAGCAUUAACUGAAACAGGUAAGGUGAGAUCCGUUGGGAUUUCUAACUUCAAUGCUUCAUUGAUUUUGGAUCUUUUAAGAGGUUGUAAAUUGGUACCUGCAGUGUUACAAAUUGAACAUCAUCCAUAUUUACAACAACCUCAAUUGGUUGAAUUUUGUAACAAGAAUGGUAUUGCCAUUACUGGAUAUUCAUCAUUUGGACCUCAAUCGUUCUUAGAGUUGAAUCAAGAUAGAGCUUUGAAGACUCCUACAUUAUUUGAACAUGAUGUUAUUAAGUCCAUUGCCAACAAUCAUAAGAAAACACCAGCUCAAAUAUUGUUACGGUGGGCAACUCAAAGAAACAUCGCCGUUAUUCCAAAGUCAAACAAUCAAGGAAGAUUAUUACAAAAUUUAGAAGUUGUUGAUUUUGAUUUAACUACUGAAGAAUUGAAAAAAAUUGAAUCAUUAGAUAUAAAGUUAAGAUUUAAUGAUCCUUGGGAUUGGGACAAGAUUCCAAUCUUCUACUGA